CAAACAUGGGGUUGCACCCGCUCCGAGGAUUUCUCCUCUUGCUGGUUAUGAUUGUCCUACUAGUGCGUACUGAAGGGGAGCAGUCUCAGGGGUCGGGCACCUUUUGUCUGACCAUCGCAGGGAUAAAAACGUGCCAAAAUAGCUCUGAUAUCCGACUUUCACGGCUUCAAGGAAAGCAGGUUGGUGACGUUCAGGGAGUUGUGGCGCAGGAAGGACGUGUCCUGAAACUGAAAACUGUUAGUCAGAAGCCACUGGUCAUAGAAAUACCAGAGUUUUUGACGGCAGAGGAAUGUGAUCAUUUUAUUGAGACCGCCCACCAGGAGGGUCUGAAGGACAGUGUGACCACAGAUAGCUCUGGUCAUAACAAGGAUGGCUUCAAACUGAUGGACAAGGACAGAGACAAAAAACUUAGCGUGAAUGAGAUGAGGCUUACUAUUGAAAGUGGCAUGGAUAUUUACCCUGAUCGAGAGGAUAUACUGAAAAUGUAUGCAGAUACAGGGUUGGAUAAAGAUGGAGAUGAACAAAUAUCUGCAGAAGAACUAAAGGACUUCAGUCCUGCAGACUUGAUGCAAUACUUCAACGAGUUUUUACAACAACAACCAGAAAAACAUUCCCGUUUCAGCAAACAAGUAUGGCUAUUCCCCGACAACUCCAAGGAUAGAGUGUUUGAUCAGGUUCAGGACAGGGUGUCCAGGGCUGUUGACCUUCCCAUUGAGCUGAUAAAGAUGAGUGACUUCCAGGUUGUGACCUAUGGAGUCAAAGGUCACUACAAUGCCCACUAUGACUCCUCCGAGGUGAACGACAAAAUUCCAUGUUGUACACGUCGCAGAACUCGGCAAUGCAGAAUCUGCAGGUACAUGACAGUGCUGUUCUAUCUAAGUGAUGUUGAGGGGGGAGGAGAAACGGCCUUCCCUUUGGCUGGUAAUGACAUAGUUGACAUGGUGAGGGUGCAGGAUGAGCAGUUGAUGAACCUUUACAAGAAGUGCAGUGACGCGAACCUCCAUGUGACCCCAGCCAAGGGCAAGGCCAUUAUCUGGUACAACCACCAAGUUGACCCCGACACUGGCUGGCUAGGUGCUAUGGACAAGUAUACAUACCAUGGGGGAUGUCCCGUCACCACGGGAACCAAGUGGAUAGCUAAUUUCUGGAUCAAGACAACUGACAACAAACUUGAAGACUUACAUAGGAUGAUUCAAUUUGCAAAACUAAACAACGGUUUGAAACAAAAAGAUGAACUUUAACCUGCCUUACAGAAUUGAUUAUAUAAUUGUAUACCAAUAUGGAUUUAACUUAAGAUCAUCCGGUUUUAAAUAAUAUUUUCACGGGGGAAAAAAAUCAAUAUUUAUCUUUUGGACCAACAUUUCACACAUCUGACAAUCCUUGUGAUGUUUUUAUGUAUCCAUUUUGUUUCUAUGAUUAUUAUUAGUUGCAUGUCGACAGUCAAGCCACAUGAUACCAGCCACCACUUACUAGGUUGUCUCAGCAUUUAUUUCAAAGCUGUUAGAUUUGAAUCUCCUUAUAAAUCAAACACAUUUUUUUUCCUUUUUUCGUCACAUUUAUAUUUUUCAGUUGUUCAUAUUUGUGAGGCUAUAUUUUUUGUUUCCUAUAAACUGAAACAGUGUUUACAAUCAAUUCUAAAAUCAAUAGAAAAAGUUUUUUUUUGUGAACUAUUUUUUGUAUUAUCACACCAUCACCUUCACAAAAAUUAUUAGCCAUUCAUUUGUUUCAUGUUUAUUAUACAAUUUACCGGUUGAUUGAUGAGAUUUAUUUUCGCAGUACAUGUAUAUACUGGUUGACUAAACAACCAUUGGUUUGGACAACCAAAUAAUAAAGACAUUGUUACUGGUGAUGGUUUACUAUGGAUACAUGUACUUAUAAGUAGGGAGGGAUCUAUAAAUAUUUAGAUAUUUAAAAUAUUUUUGUGUUUGUAAAGAAAAUGCAUUUUUAUUCAGUUUUGUUUGUUGGCUUCAAAACAUUCCAUUUUUGAUGACUUGCACAGUACUGCAGUUUGAUUGAAGUCCCUUCAUUUGUUUGAGGUAAUGAUUUUGGGUAAAUAUUGGCAUAAAUAAUUUUAGGUACAUAAUGGUACAGCAUUAUUAAGCUUAUAAGAAUUAUUUUUGGGGAUUACAUUAAAAUUCAUUUCAUGUAACUAUCUUUAACAUGGAGAGCAUUUUUUUCACUACAUGUCAAGAAUCAUAAAAUAUAAUCAGAAACACUGUUGCAGAAUUUUUACAAAAGUCAAAUUAUGCAAAGAGAUGUUGAAAUUACUUGUACAUGUUAUUGGUCAAAGAUAGUGUCUGACAUAUGGCAUUACUGGUCUGGGUCGGUCGCCAGUGACCAAGUUGCUCAGCUGUAAGUGUUACAACAUCUGUCUAGAGAUUAGGUGUACUGGGUUUGAAUCCUGUCAGUAGUACACAAUCAUUUUUCCUUUUCUGAUAAAUCUGGUGCCCAACUAAAUAUACCUCCACAAAAGUGGUAUAAGGUCUCGUGUGUCAUCAAGGGUCAAAGACUUUGGUGAAAGAUGGAGAAAAGUGACAAAACUGGGACUUGGUAGAUUGCUGGUGGCCUGCAGGUAGCUUAGUUGGUGAGAGUGUCUGUCUGGAGGUCUAGGGUUCAAACCCCUUAACUGGCUGUUAUAUAUUUCCUUUCCUGUUACAUAAAUAUACAUGUGUACAGUCUGAGGUUUUGUGAUUCUGAUGUUCUUAAAUUUAUUUGUAAAUGAACUAGAACCUUGGAGUGAAUGACUUUGAGAUAAUUGCUCCUACAUUACAGCAUCAAUCAGGAUAUUUUGCAAUAACUUCAUUUUUGACUCUUUUAACAAAGAGCAGAGAUGAUUAAAAUUGUUUUUUGUUCAUUUUUGUACUGUUAAAUUUUGGUUUCAUUGUUGCAACAUGCAGAUUACAACAUGUUGCAUUUUGUAAGUUCAACUGUUUGCAGUAAACCUUUUACAGUACGUUUAAUUUGAUGUCAUGACUUCAAUAGCUUAAUCAAUUAAAUGUCAGCCAUCUAUUCUCAUUAUGGAGGAAGUGAUUUAGAGAAAUUGUCUAUCAGAAACCAUGAGUAUUGUUUGUUAAAAUGUUGUACAACUGUUGUACAGGUGGAACUUAAAAUCACUUUGUUUUUAAGAGAAAUUUUUGCAUUAAUUCGUUCAUGAAUUUAAAUCUUCAGUUCAUAUUGAUUUGAAAGAUAAGAUGUCUUACAGUUGUUGAUUUUACAUAGGUUUUCAUAACAUCAUUAUGAAAUAAGUCUGUCAUUCUUGGCUCAUCUUGUCCAAAGCACCAAGGUUAGAUUGUGCCAUACUGAGGUGUCCGUUAACAAUUAAUAUUAAUGACAACUCGGGAGGAACUGCUUGGGGGUUUUAACCUAAUUAAGCAGGAAUAAAUCUUCGCUAAAAUCCUGAAGAGGCCAGAACGAUGGGCCAACAUAGGGGGUAGGAAUUUAAUUUCUCUCAUAUCCCUGUGUGUAAGAUAGAGCUUUCUCACAUACUUCACAGGGUGAUCCCGUUGUUGCUAGGGAAAAGAUAACUCUAUCUUACACGGGGUAGGGAAAGACAGCUGACACGCGCUAUGACGUCAUAGUAAUGGAUUGUCGACGUGACGUCAUUUUAUUGUUAGCGUGAUGUCAUACAAUUGUUGUGAAUGGGGAAUCAUCCGUCUCAACCCUAGGGCUUUGGGGUUUGCCGCAAGAAUAAGAUCGAUGUUUAUUUGUAUUAUGUUUGUGAGAAAAAUAAUCAAACAUGGGUCUGUUCCAUAGACAGGGAUAUCUCAACCCUCGUGUAAGAGUUUGGCUGGCCAGUACUCUGCAAGCUUCGUGCUGACCAGCCAAACUCUUACACUCGGAUUGAGAUAUCCCUGUCCACGGAACAGAUCCAUGUAAGAUUCUAUUAGUCC
Molecule: messenger RNA, 3890 nt
Organism: Mizuhopecten yessoensis (Yesso scallop)
Lineage: Eukaryota; Metazoa; Mollusca; Bivalvia; Pectinida; Pectinidae
Product: transmembrane prolyl 4-hydroxylase-like
Exons: 10
Coding region: 6-1241 (411 amino acids)
Biological process (GO): peptidyl-proline hydroxylation to 4-hydroxy-L-proline
Cellular component (GO): endoplasmic reticulum
Molecular function (GO): procollagen-proline 4-dioxygenase activity; iron ion binding; calcium ion binding
Source: RefSeq, a predicted model, not a curated record